AUGCCCCCUCUGAGAUGUGCGAGUGGCAUCCAAGGCCUUCGCCGCACAACUUCAUUUCCUGCCGCGGCAGCUCCGUUUCAUUCUACUGCUCAUCUCACGAAAAGGACACGACCAAGGAUUCACCUGAGAAAACGCAGCACCCCUACACCAGGACCAUGGUGGAAGCCUUUUGAGCUCACAGAGGCGGUUUUGGACCUGGACAGCUACGAGAGCAAUUACACGCGACCGUAUGACAAGGCCGAAGAAGUGGCCCAGACUGCAAAAUGGAAGUCAGAUCCAAGGAAGGAUGCCAUGGGGAAGCGCAUCGACAAACUUGAGGCCGACUAUAAGGACGCCAAGAAGAAGCUCGAGAUCAUUCAAAGCAAGUCCUGGCAACCAUGGCGUGUCACGGAUCUCGAUAUCAUGGCUGCUGCUCUUCAGGGAGCCCCCAAACACUCAGGGCGCGAGACCCAAGACGUUGACAGUGUUCAACUCGAAGUUGUCGACAAAAAUGGCAUUCCCUUAUCCGUCUGUGAAGACGACGAGCGCCUUCUAGAGUGGCUCAUCCACCGAAAGCACAACGCCCGUCCAUGGCGACUGGGCGCUGAAGAGCUUUCACGACUUUUAGAGGAACCAAACAAUGCCAGAGAGUUUCAGCGUUUACUCUCGAGAUUCCUAACGUCUGGUCAAAGUCAUGAGACAAUCGCAAAUAACGCCACCGCUAUUGCAACGGUUAUAUCAGAUGCGCUUUGUCGUUUGGAGCGCCCCAUCGAAUUGCUGCCCAUCAUCAACAGCUUCAACGCUCGCUGCGAGUUGCACGGCUAUCCAAUGGGUCUCCCGCUUUGCCACGAGGGUCUGAGGCUUUGCGCUGGAGCCUUCAAGCUCUGGGGGUUGCAGAACUACAUCGAACACGCCUUCAGCCAUCGGUACGGUGUUGAGCCAGUCGUUAUCACUGAAGUAAUGCGCAUCCUCCAAAAGGAGGUACUAUUAAGAGAAUCACAAGAGAAAUCUGGCGUCGGCUCAGACCUGCAAAGCUUUGAAGGCCCCCGGUUGAAUCUCAGAACCUGGAAAUUCAAGAUCUUUCGCAUCUUGACUGGGGCUCCAAAGAAAGGAAAUCCCGACAAGACGAAACCGUGUUUCCGGAAAAUAGUCGAGAAGAAGCCCGACGAGCAGGAGCUGAACGAUGUCUACCAGGAACUAUUAGCAACAGUCAGACCUCUGCCACAAGACAUGGUCGACAUGGAUAGUCGAAGCGGACAGUGA
Messenger RNA from Colletotrichum chrysophilum, 1242 nucleotides. RefSeq lists its product as uncharacterized. The transcript has a single exon. Lineage: Eukaryota; Fungi; Ascomycota; Sordariomycetes; Glomerellales; Glomerellaceae. The record is from RefSeq and is a predicted model, not a curated record. The coding region runs from base 1 to 1242 and encodes 413 amino acids.